Molecule: messenger RNA, 848 nt
Organism: Rhizophagus irregularis DAOM 181602=DAOM 197198
Lineage: Eukaryota; Fungi; Glomeromycota; Glomeromycetes; Glomerales; Glomeraceae
Biological process (GO): regulation of DNA-templated transcription
Molecular function (GO): zinc ion binding; DNA-binding transcription factor activity, RNA polymerase II-specific
Source: RefSeq, a predicted model, not a curated record
UUUUACUUAAACAUGAGAAGGUACCAGAAAGUCGAUAAUAAAAAACAUACGAUUCGCGUACGCGUUACUUCCGCAUGUAAGGAGUGUAGAAACAAAAAAACAAAGUGCGAAUUCUCUAGGCCUUGCACACACUGCCGUGAUCGUAAUUGGAACUGCACCACAGAACUGCCAACAAAACGUGGUCCCCGUAAAAAUUCAGCCAGCGUACGAAAAAAAAAGGAAAUAGGAAAAGAAAUAACUGAAGUUAUUUCGAAUGUGCCCGCUCUCGCUCCCGCCCCAGCUCUAGCCCCCGCUCCCGCUCCCGCUCCCUCCCCCUCCCAUUCUCACUCCUCCCACUCCUCCUCGAUUUGUGACAAGAAUUCUUCCUCUUCUCCCUCCUCAGUCUCGCUGGUCUCUAGUUCUCUCUCUUUCUCUAAUACUCCUGUCUGGAGUUCUUCGCCCUCCUCUGGCUCCAACUCGUCUCUUCCUUCUUCUCCAACGGAAGAGCAUUCUUUUAAUGUCAAGUCGGAUGAUUUGACUUUCUUUCUUGCACCAACAGCAUUGAUACAAAAUGAAAUGCCAUCGGAGGUUUUCGGACGUGAACAGGAAAAUAUAGAUAAACUUUUUACCGAAUAUAUAAAAUACGAGGAUGUUUAAUGAAUAAAAAAAGAAAAAAAAUAAACACUUGGACCAUCCCGUAAUCACCAAACACUGCGAACCCACCGCCAAUCACCGCUAGUCACUGCCAACCUCUAAUUAUUCAUAAAUAAACUCUUUAUUUAUAAAAAAAUUUUUUUAGUUUAAACUGUUAGAAAAUAAAUUAUAUAUCGAAUAUUUUUUAUAUUUAUUUUUAAUUAUAAUUAUAGUCG